CUUCAUAUCUUUCUCUCGCCGGAAGCAAAAAAAGAAAACAAAAUCAUUCCCGGUUCGAAAAUGUCUUCUCCGGUGGCAUCUUCCGCAGCAACUGCCUUAGGGGUAUCGGAAAUGUUCGGUAAACAGUUGGGUUUCACCGGUGCUUCUAGAUCAGUAGCAACUACAUCGAGUCCGGUCACAUUCAAAACCGUCGCCCUCUUUGGAAAGAAGAAAGCUGCACCUGCUAAAGCAAAACCCACUGUUUCUCCGGUUAACGAUGAGCUUGCUAAGUGGUACGGACCCGAUAGAAGAAUUUUCUUGCCGGAUGGGCUUUUGGAUCGGUCAGAAGUUCCAGAGUAUCUUAACGGCGAGGUCCCCGGCGAUUAUGGCUAUGAUCCCUUCGGUCUUGGCAAGAAGCCUGAGGAUUUCGCCAAAUACCAAGCUUAUGAACUGAUCCACGCCCGGUGGGCAAUGUUGGGUGCCGCCGGUUUCAUCAUUCCAGAAGCCUUCAACAAAUACGGCGCAAACUGUGGCCCUGAAGCAGUUUGGUUCAAGACAGGAGCUUUGCUUCUCGAUGGAAACACAUUGAACUACUUCGGGAAUAACAUUCCAAUCAACCUUGUACUAGCUGUUGUUGCAGAGGUUGUUCUUCUGGGUGGUGCUGAAUACUACAGAAUCAUCAAUGGAUUGGAUUUGGAGGAUAAGCUUCAUCCUGGAGGGCCAUUUGACCCAUUAGGACUUGCUAAAGAUCCAGAACAGGCUGCGAUUUUGAAGGUGAAAGAGAUAAAGAAUGGAAGGUUGGCUAUGUUCUCCAUGCUUGGGUUCUUCAUUCAAGCAUAUGUGACUGGAGAUGGGCCUGUGGAGAAUCUGUCUAAGCAUUUGAGUGAUCCUUUUGGCAACAAUUUGCUUACUGUUAUUGGAGGAACUGCUGAGAGAAUCCCAACUUUGUAAAUUAAUUAUCACAUACUUUAAUCAAUCAAUACCAAGUGUUCAUCUCCAGAUCGUUGAUCAAUUAUGAGUUUGUAAUAUAAUUAAGGAGCUAUUGACCAUUUGUCUUCUUGAGAAUGUUAUCAAUGUUUCUUUUCUUGUUUCA
This is a messenger RNA of Impatiens glandulifera, 1072 nucleotides long. RefSeq names its product chlorophyll a-b binding protein CP26, chloroplastic. Gene Ontology annotation, cellular component: chloroplast thylakoid membrane; plastoglobule. The coding region runs from base 61 to 930 and encodes 289 amino acids. The record is from RefSeq and is a predicted model, not a curated record. Gene Ontology annotation, biological process: response to light stimulus; photosynthesis, light harvesting in photosystem I. The transcript is spliced from 6 exons. NCBI's taxonomy places the organism in Eukaryota, Viridiplantae, Streptophyta, Magnoliopsida, Ericales, Balsaminaceae.